UUUUGCUCUAGUGGGCGUGGUUUAGUCCAGAUAACGGGACAGGCGCAGGAGAGCGGAGUUUGCGUUAGACCAGUUCUGGACCCGUGCUAAGUCAGUAAAAGCUGCUCCAUCUCAUCACGACGACGACGACGACAACACGUUCGAAGUGUCGUCGAAGACGAUGCGACACGGGCGCACGGUGAACUAAGUGAGCCAAGUGAGCCAAGUGAGCGGCGGCGCGGUUCUUCCCAGCGGUAGGUAGCUGACGUCAGGCAUGCGAGGGCACAGAGAUCCGUGAAACGCGCUCCUCGAACCCUCUCGUCUCCAGUCAAACCACAGCCCGACCGCCAGUUUAUCCUGCCAGGAUUCCAGCAUCAUGCGAAGCGACAAGUCCGAGCCGGCCGAAGCCGAGGGUCCGGGCGCAGGCGACCCCGGGAGCAACGCGCCGAGCGCCGUCGCCGCGCUCGACGCGCCGCCGCCCCGGGCGAGGGGCAUCAGCGCCGUCGCGGUGCUCUGGACGUUCGGGAAGUGCCUGGGCGCCCUGCUGCCCGUCUACCUGGCCGGGUACUACCGGGUGAGCACCAGCCUGCUGGUGUGCGGCAUGAUGGUCUACACCGGCUGGAAGCACGCCCGGGAGGCCAAGGAGGCGCGCCUGAGGUCGGCCAUGGAGCUGCUCGACAACGAGCAGGAGUACGCGUCGAUGAAAGGGUCCAGAAUCAAGCGGGACCUCCCGGCGUGGGUCAACUUUCCAGAUGUUGAGAAGGUUGAGUGGCUGAAUAAGGUGCUGCAGCAGGUGUGGCCCUUCGUUGGACAAUACCUGGAGAAGCUGCUGGUGGAAACCAUCGCUCCAUCCAUCCGAGCCUCGAGCGCCCACCUCCAGACCCUCAGCUUCACAAAAGUGGACAUGGGUGACAAGGCCAUGAAGGUUGUUGGGAUCAAGGCACACACAGAGAACGACAAGGGACAAGUCCUGCUAGAUCUGUACAUCAGCUAUGUUGGCAAUGUGGAGAUCAACGUUGAGGUGAAAAGAUAUUUCUGCAAAGCCGGAGUCAAAGGAAUACAGCUUCAUGGGAUGAUGAGGGUGAUCCUGGAGCCUCUGAUUGGAGAUGUGCCCAUAGUGGGCGCCGUCUCCAUGUUUUUCAUCCGCAGGCCUAAACUAGACAUUAAUUGGACUGGACUGACUAAUAUGUUGGACAUCCCUGGACUGAAUGUCAUGUCAGACAGCAUGAUUAUGGACGCCAUUGCCUCCUUCUUGGUUUUGCCCAACCGCCUGGUCGUCCCCCUGGUUGCUGGCCUGCAUGUGGCCCAACUCCGCUCUCCUUUGCCAAGGGGUGUGGUGCGCAUCCACCUACUGGAGGCACAGAAUCUGGCAGCAAAGGACAACUAUGUGAAAGGGGUCAUGGCUGGCUUGUCUGACCCCUAUGCCAUAUUGAGGGUCGGCCCUCAGAGUUUUACCUCCCAACACAUUGACAACACGGACUCUCCCAAGUGGGGGGAAAUGUAUGAGGUUAUAGUCCACGAAGUGCCUGGUCAAGAGUUGGAGGUGGAGGUAUAUGACAAAGACACAGACCAGGAUGAUUUCCUGGGCAGGACCAAAUUGGAUUUGGGCAUUGUGAAGAAAUCCAUAGUUGUCGAUGAUUGGUUCACUUUGAAAGACACUCCGUCAGGACGGGUUCACUUCCGACUGGAGUGGUUGACCUUGCUGCCCAGCAGUGAUCGACUAGAGCAGAUUCUGAAGAGGAACGAGAGUGUGACUAGUAAGAUUGCUGAUCCACCGUCUUCUGCCAUCUUGGUUGUGUAUCUGGACAAAGCGGAGGCGCUCCCUAUGAAGAAGGGAAAUAAAGAGCCCAGUCCCAUGGUGCAGUUAUCUGUGCAGGAUGUCACUAGAGAGAGCAAGACUUGUUACACAACCAUUAAUCCAGAGUGGGAGGAAGCCUUUACCUUCUUCAUCCAGGAUCCACUCAAGCAGGACAUAGACAUUCAGGUGAAGGAUGCAGACCGUGUGCAGACCUUGGGGAGUCUGACGAUCCCUUUGUCCCGUUUGCUGUCCAACUCCAAUCUUUCUCUGGACCAGUGGUUCCAGUUGGACAAUUCGGGAUCUGCCAGUCGCAUCUACAUCAAUACAGUUCUCAGGGUCCUGUGGUUAGAUGAGGAACGUAUUCCAGCUGAUGUGUCAUCUGAUUUGGCAGCGGGACUGUCCAAACAGCUGCCCCAACAGACCUCCCCUCACCCAAGCUUUGCCACAGAGGGGUUGCUUAGAAUUCACCUGCUGGCAGGCCAGAACCUUGUGCCGAAAGAUAACCUGAUGGGAGGAAUGGUGAAAGGCAAGAGUGAUCCCUACGUCAAGAUGAACAUUGGGGGCGAAACAUUCACAAGCAGUGUUAUCAAGGCCAAUCUUAACCCCACAUGGCAUGAGAUGUAUGAGGUGAUUCUAACACAACUGCCGGGCCAAGAGCUGUUUGUGGAGGUGUUUGAUAAAGACAUGGACAUGAAGGAUGACUUCAUGGGACGGCUGAAGAUCAGUCUGAAGGACAUCAUUGAUUCUCAGUACACGGAUCAGUGGUACACUCUCAGUGAUGUGAAGUCUGGGCGAGUUCACCUGGUACUAGAGUGGGUUCCAACAGCCUCGGAGUCGGACAGACUGGACCAGGUUCUUCAGUUCUAUUCCAGACAGUCCUACCAGAACAAAGCGGUUCCCUCAGCGGGCCUACUGUUUGUGUUUAUCGAGCAAGCAGAUGGCUUACCAGUGAAGAAGAGUGGAAAAGAACCAAAAGUGGGAGCAGAUCUUACUCUUGGAGAAAUGUCCCGCAAAACUACAGUGUGUGAUCGCUCCACAUCACCUCGGUGGAACGAGGCAUUCUGCUACCUGGUUCAAAACCCCAGAGAGGAUAUUCUUGUUAUUAAGUUCUCCCACAGCUGGACGCUGCCCAUCGGUUCCCUGGUGGUUCCUAUCAGAGAGCUGCUGUCUGAACCACAGCUGGUCCUGGACCAGUGGUUCAAUCUGGACGGCGCCUCCCCAGAGAGUCAGGUUCUUCUGAGGGCUGAACUUAAGUUGCUGAUUCCAAGCAAAUGUCCUGGUGCCACUGAUAAAGCAAAGGUCACCUCAGUGUCAGACCCCUCCCCUGCUCAGUGGAAACCAGUGACAGACACAGUGCUGAGGUCCAGUUCAGUGGACGCUCUUCCUGUGGAGACCAUUGUCUCCUCAGUGACUUCACAUGAAGAUGUUGACGUAAAAGAAGCGGAAGCUGAUGCGACUGAAGAGAACCUGAAAGAACCACCGAGCCCUGCCAUCGCACAACCUGCUCAUACUUCUCCAGACCUCAGUUUUGCCAGUGAGGGGCUGCUGAGAAUCAUCCUGUUGGAGGCUCAGAGUCUGGUUGCCAAAGACAAUAAGAUGGGCGGUAUGAUGAAGGGCAAGAGUGACCCCUAUGCCAAGAUCAAUGUUGGAGAGGUCGCGUUCAAGAGUAAUGUGGUCAAGGAGAACCUCAACCCAGUCUGGAACGAAAUGUAUGAGGUGGUGCUGCGGCCUCAGCCAGAACAAGUGGUGCAAGUAGAACUAUAUGACAAAGACAUGGACAAAGAUGACUUCCUGGGCAGAUUCAAAAUCAGUGUCUCCGACAUCAUCCGUUCCCAGUACACAGACCAGUGGUUCACUCUGGAUGACGUGAAGUCUGGACGUCUUCGCCUGAUAUUGGAGUGGGUUCCAGCAGUGUCCUGUAAUGACGACUUGGACCAGGUGAUGCAGCUACAGUCUCUCCAGUCGUACCAGAACAAGGCUGUUUCCUCUGCAGCUCUGCUCUUUGUUUAUAUGGACAGAGCGCACUCAUUGCCCUUCAAGAAAAGUGGAAAGGAGCCCAAGGCUGGAGCCCAGCUUGUAUUUGGAAACACAACCUACAAAACCAAGGUGUGUGACCGCUCCAGAUCACCUCAGUGGAAUGAGGCGUUCUACUUCUUGGUCCGGGACCCCGGCGAGGAGAUGCUCAUUGUGAAGUUGUCAAGUGCGUGGGACCAGCCUAUGGGGUCUCUGGUUAUUCCUGUCAGAGAGAUGCUCUCCGAGCCACAGCUGGUCAUGGACCAGUGGAUGCAUCUGGAUGGUGCUUUACCUGAAAGUGAGAUCUUAAUGAGGGCUGAACUCAAGAUCCUGAACUCCAGGAUGACUGAAACUCCACUGCCUUCUGUAACUAGUUCAAAGAAGGAAGAGAUGGUCACCACUACGGACGUGACAUUCAAAGCAGCUAGGGAAGAGGAAAAAAUCUCAGGGCUGCCGACACAUGAGUCUUUUACAGAAUCCAACCAGCCUCAACAACCUGAAGCAGCAGAAGCACAUGCUGCAGCGGCUGCUGAAAAAGCCCCUCCUGCUGAACCUGCUGCUUUUUACGCUGCACCUGACACAUUCCCCUCUGCUGCUCUGGAGAAAGAACCAGCAGAGGCAGAGGAGCAUCUCUCACAGUCAAUGAAAGGAGACUUUGAACCGCAGCAAAUACCAACAGAGGGUACUGGUCCAGAUAGCCUUGCCCAGGCCACAAUGUUCGGUCUUCCUGCUGAAACCCCGCGGCCAGCCGAGCUCAAAGAAAUCCCUGAACCUGCUGAAGUGCUUCGACCACACACCAGCCCAAGUACUGACUUCGGUGAAGAGGGGGUGCUGCGGAUUCACCUGCUGGAGGCCCAGAAUCUGGUUGCAAAGGACAACCUGAUGGGGGGCAUGGUGAAGGGCAAGAGUGACCCCUAUGUCAAAAUCGACAUAGGUGGCAUUCCGUUUAAGAGUCGCGUUAUAAAAGAGAAUCUCAACCCCACAUGGAAUGAAAUGUAUGAGGCGGUUUUGAGCGGGAACAGCGUCCAGGAGAUCAAGUUCGAAGCCUUUGAUAAGGAUUUAGAUUCUGAUGACUUCCUGGGGAGAUUCAGUAUUAAGUUGAACGAGGUCAUCAGAUCGCAGUACACAGAUCAGUGGUACACACUGAAUGGUGUGAAGUCCGGGCGCGUUCACUUGAUACUGGAAUGGGUUCCUACAGUUUCAAAUUCAGUCAGACUUGACCAGGUACUGCAGCUUCAAACUCUCCAGUGUUUUCAGAACAAAGCCGUCCCCUCUGCUGCUCUGCUCUUUGUCCACAUGGAGAGAGCACAUUCAUUACCUUUGAAGAAAAGUGGAAAGGAACCUAAGGCAGGAGCCGAGCUUGUUCUGGGUGAAACGACUUUCAAAACCAAACUGUGUGACCGCAGCACCAAUCCUGAGUGGAACGAGUCUUUCUACGCUCUGGUCCGUGACCCUAAACUUCAGAUGCUCGUAGUAAAGUUGUCGAGCGGCUGGGACCAGCCAAUGGGAUCUCUGGUAGUUCCUGUGAAGGAGCUCCUUGCAGAGCCACAUCUGGUCCUGGACCAGUGGUUCCAUCUGGACGGAGCCGCGCCUGAGAGUCAAAUCCUCCUGAGGGCUGAACUCAAGGUUCUGGAUUCCAAAAUGGUGGACAUGAUCAGUGCAGGGACUCUGCCCUGUGCUGCAGCUGGCAGUGGAUCUGGAAAUGGGCAGGUGAAGUUGUCUCUGGCGUAUGCGUCCCGGGACAGAAAGCUCAUCGUGGAGGUCCAUGCUUGCAGAGGUCUGAAGGAUGGUGUAGACAGCUAUGUGUCCAUAAUGCUGCUGCCAGACAAGAGCAAAGCAACCAAGAGGAAGACCGCUGUGAAGAAAAGAGACGUCCAUCCAGAAUACAAUGAGAGGUUUGAGUUUGACCUGCCGAUGGAGGAGACGAAAUUCAGGCGCCUCUGUGUAUCAGUGAAAAACAACUCGGCCUCGUUCAGGAGCCGCGACGUCAUUGGACAGGUGCAGAUUGAGUUGUCUCAAGUUAACCUGAUGUCUGGUGUCACUGACUGGUUCACUCUGAAAGAUGAAGAUGAAUAGUCGCUCUGCUCGCUUGCGACGUCGUGCAGCGAUGAUGAUGUCAUCAUCACUCGACUUGGCAUUGUGCCAUAGCUGCAGCCCACACUGAUGCCUUCUCCUUCCCACCUCUGCAUACGGUGCCACUGUGGCAGCCUCACCUGCAUCCACCCAGCUCUUUGUGUAUUGACAUAUCAGUGGACUGUACUGUAUAUUCACAUGCAUCAGUACUCUCACCAAAGAUAAGUAGGCGGAAGUUGACAAGGAUAAAGUGCAUGUUUGUUUUGACUGAAGUCUACUUUCCUAUUUGAAGAAAUAAUAGUUUGAAGAUGGAGUGGAGCAAAUGGAAGAUGUGCAGGCCCAGAAAGUUUUCUGUUUUAUGCUCUUUUACCGUUGCAAGAAUAAUAAAUUGGAGAUUAUGUUGGAAGAAGAGCAGCCACAUGUUAAGACUGCAGUUGUUGUUGUGUGGCUCAUGCGUGCCACUGCUUUUUUCAGUAUUUUAUAUCUGUUGUGUGACAGGUUCAUGUUUGAGUUAAUAUAUGUUCCACAGCGCUUUGCUACAUUUGUGUUUGAAAUUGCUUUUGAAAUACUUUUUAUAAGAUUUUCUUUUUCUACAACACAUCUGUUACAAUUAAAUUGGGGUGUAUUUGGUUUUAUGUAUAUUCGCAAAGAUCAUGGAUCAGAUCCCGUGUGUUGAAAGGUGACAAAUAAACAGAUUUUGCACAUCUCA
This is a messenger RNA of Scophthalmus maximus (turbot), 6572 nucleotides long. RefSeq names its product extended synaptotagmin-like protein 1b (gene esyt1b). NCBI's taxonomy places the organism in Eukaryota, Metazoa, Chordata, Actinopteri, Pleuronectiformes, Scophthalmidae. Gene Ontology annotation, molecular function: lipid binding. The transcript has 52 exons. The record is from RefSeq and is a predicted model, not a curated record. Gene Ontology annotation, biological process: lipid transport. The coding region runs from base 356 to 5866 and encodes 1836 amino acids.